Messenger RNA from Acanthoscelides obtectus, 1661 nucleotides. The record is from the annotation of a GenBank genome assembly. NCBI's taxonomy places the organism in Eukaryota, Metazoa, Arthropoda, Insecta, Coleoptera, Chrysomelidae.
CUGAUAUGAAGUAACAGAUUUACGAACGCGAUUUGUGAGUAAAUUAGUUUGGUAUUGAAAUUGACACACAUUUGUAUCAACACGUCUGGUUCAUGAAAUUGUACCACAAAAUUCUCAGUGAUGUUCCAAAAGCUAAAAAAAGUUCUGGUUAUAUAUGUGGGAGGUACUAUUGGGAUGCAGAAGAAUGACGAUGGAGUUUAUUCUCCGGUCGCCAAUACUUUCUUGCACAAAGUCAAAUAUCACUCAGAGAUGCAUGAUGCUGAUCUGGCAAAGCAAUACUUUCCACAUUUAAAGGAGAAUGAGUUAGUAUUACCUGUUGAUAGUAAAACAAUGAUUCUUACCAUUUACGAAAUAGUGGAAUAUGUGCCGCUGUUAGAUUCUAGUAAUAUGGGCUGCAAGGAAUGGAUCAGAAUAGCAAAAGACAUUGAGCGUUAUUAUGAAAGCUACGAUGGAUUUAUUAUAUUGCACGGGACAGACACAUUGGCGUUCACAGCGUCUGCACUUUCGUUUAUGCUAGAAGGUCUACGUAAGCCAGUCAUAGUUACAGGAUCACAAAUUCCCAUUUUUGAAACUAGGAGCGACGCUAAAGAUAAUUUUCUAUCGUCACUAAUACUAGCGAGCUAUGGAAGAGUGCCAGAAGUAUGCGUAUUUUUUGCCAGCAAGUUAUAUAGAGGCAAUAGGGUUACCAAAAUGAGUUCUGAUGAAUUGGAGGCUUUUGGUUCACCGAAUUAUAAUACUUUGGCAGAUGUUGGAAUCGACGUUAAAUGUAGGUAUACCUUUUUGGACUGAACACAGUCAGUUGAAAGUGUGACACAGUCUUACGUUUCUGGUCAAAGUAAGAAGGUACUGAAUAUUUCGUCAAAGUUAAAUGAAACGUAGCAACGACAUUGCUAUACCGCACAACGUUUUAUUCUUCCAGUAUCUAUACUCAACUGAACGAUGCAACAUUUAUGCAACAAUCAAAUUUCGAUUUUCGUCGUACUAAAGGUUAAUUUAAGUUCAUGUUUCAUAUAGGGUUUUACCGGGUUUCGUUGAUGUCUUCUAGAUUUGACUAAAAGAGACGUUUAACGAUCAUUACAUAAGGCAAGUUUCACCCACAAGAUAUUUCGCACCAAUCAUAGAUCUGAAUCCGAAUGUGGGGAUCCUGGCAUUUUUCCCGACAAUGACCUGUAAUAUGCUAGAAGCCUUUUUGCAACCUCCAGUUCAAGGAUUAGUGAUUCAAACUUACGGUGCUGGUAAUCUUCCUUCUUCUAGAAAAGAUUUGAUGGACGUUUUGAGAAAUGCAGUUAAACGAAGAAUAUUGAUUGUCAAUGUUACACAGUGUUCAAGAGGAACAGUUCAAGCCGACUAUGAAACUGGGAAGGUAUUACAGGAUAUGGGCAUAAUCUUAGGUGCAGAUAUGACCGCUGAAGCAGCUUACACAAAAUUGAUAUUCGUGUUGGGCUUACCAGAAUUGUCAUUUGAAACAAGGGUUAAGCUAAUGAAAUCAGAUUUAAGAGGAGAAAUGACUGUAAAUAGCAAGUGCUCCUGUCGAUGAAGAAAGUUAAGGAUAGACAAAAACUGAAUUGAUACCUAAAGAUUGGAUGAGGCCUGAUAGAUCGAAUUAUUUAUCGAAACUGCAUUUUAUGUAAAUAUAUUUUUUAAUAAAGCAAGAAAAUUAA